Messenger RNA from Knipowitschia caucasica, 279 nucleotides. Lineage: Eukaryota; Metazoa; Chordata; Actinopteri; Gobiiformes; Gobiidae. The record is from the annotation of a GenBank genome assembly.
AUGACAGGUGCCGGGGUGGGCCUGCCUUGUGGCCUGGGACCUCUCACCUCUCCCCACAGUGGAGACAUCACAUCAACAUCCCCGCUGACUGCUCAUGUCAGAGCUCGAGUGACGGGUACAACGGCCGAGUCCUCUGUCAUCUUCUCACCGUCUCCUCACAUCCCACUCGCUGCCACUGGCUCAUCUGGCAUCUCUAUUACUGCUCACCUCCUCAUAUCCUCUGUAGAUGGGGCGCUGAUAGACCAAGCCGAGACUGUGGCCAACAAAAGCACCGGCUGA